AAUCCAGGGAAGUAUGGGGCUUAUCUAAACACUCAUCAAACUCAUUGUUUCACCAUAAAAAGCCUAUUCAAGUUCAUCAAAUGACAACAGGGACGCGUGUGCCUUUGUUCAGGAGACUUUGACAAGCUGUGAAACUUUGUUUGGGACCAAAAACUUGGCUUUGGCGGUGCGAUAAUCCCACAUUGUUGAGAACUGGUUUCUGCGGCUGGACUUUUUCAGCACUUUUCAAGCUGCUGAGGCCGUGUUUCGUGCAAACUUCGGACAUUUCGGAUGCCUUUAUCAGUCUAGAUGGCCGAGAUGGAUUUCCAUGCGGCGAUGGAGACGUUUGCCGAGGCAUGGGUGGCUGCGAAUACCCCCACCGCCGUCAAUCCGGACCCCCCUCAAGCUCAGAACCUUGGCCCGUCUUCCAUUGAAUUGCCAACGCCACAAGAAGAACAUGGCAAAAAACCAAGCGUCUCAGAGUCACCGAGCCAACCUCCAAAAAGUCCCAAACAGCCACCAUCUGCCUCAAUAUCAGGGAAAUCCAUGCCAGUCCACUGCCUUAUAGAAACCACUGCCUCGCCUCAAGGUUUUGAAAGUGGGGGUGGAAGUGUCGAAUUAGAUAGUUACGCCAUUAUACCAAAUACGACGCUGUUUUCAGAAAUCGUCCGAACUGCCCUUAUCAAAUUGGGUUAUAGUCCGUCUGAGGCGAUGGGUGCUAAAGGUGCUGUCCAGCUCAAGAACUGGAAACCGUUGACAUUUGAUAUGAUAACAGACAAUCCAGAGGUGACGGUUGAAGACAUUUUGGGUGAUAUCACGCCAGUUGCUACGAUACGAAUCAAGCUGUGCAGCCAACGUAAGACGAGCACAACGAACGACUUGAAGGACAAACUGCUGCAGGUGCUACUGGCACAGUCGCGAGGGAUGCUGCUGGGAUCUGGGUGCCCCAUCGAAAAGGAAGUGAUGACGCUAAUUGCUAAGGGCGAGACUGACAACAUCGACACAGACAAGCGGAAAGCGUUUGAUCGCUGGCACCAGGAACAGCUGGAGAAGGUCAAGGCCACGAUAAAGACAGAACAUACCACGACGGAACCUGAAGAAAAAACUCACAGCGUACCACGGUCGCCAUCUCCAGCGAAGGAGACAGAAACACCUCGUGUUCCACCGUUACCAAACGCCCCAACGCACAAAACGAGAUUCCGGACGUCUUUUGAUCCAGAUUUAGAAAUACCCAGACUGCAUCAGUGGUUUCAUGAAAAUAAGCAUCCGACCAGGGAGAAGAUGAUUCACUUUCUCAGUGAGUUGAAUUCGUUGGAGUCACGCAAGGGCCGUAAGCCGCUGGAUUUGACGAACAUUAUCUAUUGGUUUAAGAAUGCUCGUGCUGCGCAGCGGAGAGCAAGUAGAAGUAUGGAGAUGUCGGUCGAUGAGAGCCACCUGAUGGACAAUGAUGACAACAGUUCGGACCAUCAUAGCACUUCUGAUGAACAUAUACCGGUUUUGCCAAAUAAAAAUGCUGUUUAUGUCGUCAACCCACUACACAACCACAACGAAUCACAGGAGGGGUUCAGAAAUAAAAAUGGCAUGUUCGAAAGUAGCGCUUUGGAUAUGACGUCACAGGGUCAAGGUCAGCGGUAUUCACCGCCAGCGGAGAGGAAUCAUGAAGAAGCUAUUGACAUGUCAACGUCGUCAAGAACUGAUCGGGAAAUUGCUUCGUCGUCUGUAUCUGGGCAGUCAGAUAAUAGUGAUCAACGAAAAAGUUCUUCCGAUGAAGAGAUGUCCGAUUAUGAAGAUGACCCAGAUAGUGUUCAGAUCAAACAGGACCCGGACGCCUACCUCGACCAUCCAAUCAGAUCUCUCCCUAACUCCCUUCCAUCCAAUCAUAUGGCUUUACACAACUCGCUGACGUCACCACACUCGCCUGCUCACGCACACAUGAUGUCGGCAGCGAUGAACUAUCGUUUGGGCAGCCUUGGGCAUCUUGGGCGCAAUCACUCUGCGUUGGGCCAGCAUCCGUUUUACAGCGUGAUGUCUCCGUCGAUGUUAGAAGAGCGGCGUAAACGUACCCGCGUCUUCAUCGAUCCGUUAUCGGAGAUUCCGAAAUUAGAGAAAUGGUUUAUAGAAGAUACCCACCCAACUGCCUACAUGAUCGAGAAAUACUGCGACGAGUUAAACAGAUCAGAAUACCGCCAGAGGUUCCCAAAGCUGGAGCCGAAGAAUGUCCAGUUAUGGUUUAAAAAUCAUCGGGCGAAGGUUAAACGAUCACGUCUAGAGAUUGAGGGCAAGACGGUGAUUAAGUCAGAGAGCUGCGAUGGAGAAAUGGCAGGGAAUAUCGCCAUGUACCGAAAUUCACUGUCUGCUUCAAGUUCUGGCUCUCAAGAAAUGCUUGGUGCGAGUUAUUCAAGUUAAAAUGUGUUCUUUAAGUUUUGGGACGCGUCGAAAUUUGGUUUUGGGUGUCACCCAGCAUAGUUUGGGUGAAUAUUUCAAUAGUAUUUUGAUCAUUUUGUGAAAGGAUGGCAUAGAUUUACAAAAUCUACAUCUGGGAAAGCGGUUACAAGAUUUCUGGUGGGGGUGUUACUAUUAUUCAUAUCAUGUGAGGGGUAGGAAAACCUUGAUACUUUUACAAAGAUUCCUUGAAGAUACUACUGUAAACUCAGUCAGGGCCUGUUGUGACUUUUAAAGGUGGCAGCACGAGCUCUAAUGGAAUUUAGAAAGUUGCAGUGGCUCCUGGCUGGUUUUACAGUCUGUUCAUUAGGUGCUGCUUUCAAAUAUCAGAAUAUAACUUAGAAACUUGGUGCUUGACUAUACGAUGGGGGGACAGAAGAGCUACCUGGCUGGAUGGCAUAUUCAUCUAUUGUCGUCUGUAAGUAAAAACCAACCAAAACUUUCUGACGCGUCCCAAAAUCAAAAUGUGCAAUCAAUCAAUAUGUGUUGCAUUUGUCUCAUAGCGCAAUAUUUACAUAAAUCACUGAAGUUUUCUGGUGAAAUGGUUUGUCAGAGAUUUUUACAAGAAUGACAAACGUGUUUUUACAGCUGCUAAAACUGUGUGUGACUAUGACCUGUGAAUGUUUUUGGUGUUGUUUAUUGUUGAGAUUUUUUGUGUUGAAAUCGUACUCUGUCUGGCCUGUUGGAAUUUUGAUCAAUUUCACAAAUUUACUGGGCACAAAUUAUCAGAUGAAUAUUGGUUCAAUGCUGAGAGUGUUUGGUUUCCUGUUCCUCUUCACUGAGUGCCGUAACGUAACCCAAUUCACCUCUAUUAUCCAGAGGAGAGCCUCUUGUGGUGGAAUGACGAUACUUUGCCGUGUUAGGGUCAGCCAAUAUUGAUGUCGACGUCAUGCCUGAUGUGAUGUCUGAAACAUCAACGACUGACCCCCUAAUUCGGCCAUUUUGUUUCGUCACAACAGAGCUCCACCUUCGUGACUAGGGUGAUCAUUUGGAACGAUCCAAAUUGAAAAACUUGAUGGGCUGUAUUGUUUUUUAUGUCCUGGUACUGACAGUUAUUGUGUUUUGCUGAGAUCAUGACGUUUUAUCGAUGAAAAUUCUCAAACCUUUGGACUGCAUUUUCUCAAAUUAUGUGCAAUUUUGUCAGGAAACAUUGCUAAUUGUUGGCAAUGAGUAUAAGUUCUUCUGGAGUUUGAAGCAACUUUCAGAUGAGGAUUCUAUUUCAAUUUGUUCUCCUUUAUUUGAUUUUAUAUGAUUUUAAACCUAGUUAUAUCAUAGUCUAGUUAACAUAUAAUAAAUUCAUAAAAUAUUGCUACUUUUCAAUCAUAGAAUGAUGUAAAAUUGGUUGUAAAAAUUCUUUGUAUACAGUGUGUCUCAAAAAAGAUGAUUUACUUUUUUUGAAAAGAUUUUUUGGGGAAGGCAAGGUCUUCUCAAAUUCAAAGUGAGAAUGGCUCAGAAAUGUUCUUUGUCUUGCAGGGCACUCCAAACAAUGUUGUCUUGACAGAAAAAAUACUAUUGUUUAACAACUGUGAACCAGUAUUUUUUGGAUACACUGUAUAAUGCAUGCACACUUUAUAACGGAAUCAAUAAUAUGAAAUUUAUCGAAAGUGUUUGCCUGGGAAUCUGAUUCAUGACAGAAUUAAUGUAUUCAAUAUGAUUCGUGUUCAAGGCAUGUUCAGCUGUACUGUGUAAAGAAAACGUUUUCCAGCUUGGUGUGGAGCAUAUGGGUUUGCCAUAUGUGGGAGACAUUGCUCGAUACCACCAACUUGUCCAGCACAAAUUUCUUCAGAGUCAAUUGUUUUUCCAAUUCAUUGGGGCUGUUCAUCUAACACAUUAACAACAGAGGUGGUCCGCAGAGGCAUUUUGAUCGGGAGUUACUCUCUAUGACGAUGAGGAGCAUUUAGUUCUGUCCUUUUCCAAGUGGUGUCACCACUGUACAUCAUCCCACCUGACCAUUUUCUCGGCUUUCAUUCGAGAAAUAUUGAAUUACAUUUAGAUAUAAGCUAACUGCAUUUAUCAUCUAAUGACGACUUUUGCCAUGGGUUGGUGUCUUUAUUUGUAUGUUAUUCUUGAUUGCAAUAUUUAUAUGUGCUGGUAUGCUAAUUCCUUGCCGUUAUGUUUAAAAUAGCUUUACCAAAAAUGCAUGAACGAUUUGGGAAAAUUAUGGGUUUACAAGACAAAGAUGAAACACUGACUUGUUUGCUAAUCUACAAAACUAGAGACGAGCAUGUUGCAUGCUUAGGUUAGAAUUAUACAAGCUUAAAGCAUUUACAUAUAAGUGCAAUUACAUAUGACAUGUGUAAAAUGUCAUGUUACCUGUAUUAUGUACUGUUCGGUUAUUUGGGGAUUAAUUACCUAGGAUUUGGUAACAGCGUGUUACAGGGGGGCUCCUGUAACACUUCUUGGUUUUGGGGUGUGAACAUUGGUCACGGGAAAGACAAAGACAAACCUUUCACAGAAACAGUUGUAUUUGUAUCAAAAGAACCCCACAGCCCAACACGCAUUGAUCCUGGUAAGGGACACACUCUGUGCCUGCCUGCUUUUUAACUGUGUACAUGUAUCAUAAACUAAUUGUUGACCUAUACUAUUAUGUAUGUUAUAACUGCCAUGUAGGGGUAUCUAGAACGAGUGUUCACCCUAUGCGUUCAUUAUGCACAUGCAAUGUGGAGGGGAUGACAAUAUGUACUGACGAUAAUUCUCCUGCUGGGUAGUGUUGGGACAGCUUAGGAUGUGGCCACUCUGCCAGGACAACGAUACCAAAUCCAGAUAUAUAAAAGUAAAACUAUGAUAACUUUUGGUCCAUAGGGUGAACCAAAACUAUAGAAAGAUUAUAUUAUGUUAAAGCUAAUGGAUUAUAUCAAAAAUCUAUAUUAUGAAAACAAAAAAUGUUACAAAAAUUAGGAGGAGUAUUUUGACAACUGU
Messenger RNA from Lineus longissimus, 5340 nucleotides. Its product is annotated as homeobox protein dve-1-like. NCBI's taxonomy places the organism in Eukaryota, Metazoa, Nemertea, Pilidiophora, Heteronemertea, Lineidae. Gene Ontology annotation, biological process: regulation of transcription by RNA polymerase II; chromatin remodeling. Gene Ontology annotation, molecular function: DNA-binding transcription factor activity, RNA polymerase II-specific; RNA polymerase II cis-regulatory region sequence-specific DNA binding. The record is from RefSeq and is a predicted model, not a curated record. The transcript is spliced from 6 exons. The coding region runs from base 289 to 2385 and encodes 698 amino acids.